Molecule: messenger RNA, 2246 nt
Organism: Pectinophora gossypiella (pink bollworm)
Lineage: Eukaryota; Metazoa; Arthropoda; Insecta; Lepidoptera; Gelechiidae
Product: glutathione hydrolase 1 proenzyme-like
Exons: 9
Coding region: 111-1850 (579 amino acids)
Biological process (GO): glutathione catabolic process
Cellular component (GO): plasma membrane
Molecular function (GO): glutathione gamma-glutamate hydrolase
Source: RefSeq, a predicted model, not a curated record
GAACUUGCGCCGACGAUUGUACGUUCGCUACCUGCCAGUACUCGGAGAUUUGCGCGCCCGCGCAGCGCAGUCUAGUCGGUGCUACAACACGGGCACCACCUGUCACUAAAAUGGUCAGCGUCUGGUGCUCGCGGAGGUGCGUGGUCGCCGUCGUGUUGGCGGCCCUGGUGGCCGGGGCGCUGUUGGGAGUGCUGCUCUUGCAGCCGUGGGCCGGCCGUGACCACCCGCGCUUCCCGCGCGCCGCUAUCGCUGCCAAUGGCUACGAGUGUGCUAGUAUCGGCCGGAAGGUCCUAGAGAAGAACGGGUCAGCAGUAGAUGCGGCCAUCGCGACGCUAUUCUGCGAGGGGGUCGCGUGCGCGCAAUGUAUGGGACUCGGAGGCGGGUUUCUUGCAACAAUCUACGACGCGCCGAGCGGGCGCGUGCGCGUGCUGAAUGCCCGCGAACGCGCUCCGGCCGCGACCAACGAGAAUAUGUACGCCAACGCAUCAUCCCAAGUUGGUGGUCUAGCCGUCGCCGUCCCUGGGGAACUCAGAGGAUAUGGCGCGCUGUACAAGGAAUAUGGGCGUUUACCGUGGCGAGACUUGGUACAGCCAACCGCGGAACUCUGCCGGCAAGGACAUCGAGUCAACUCGUAUAUGGCACGGGUCCUCCAGUCCUACAGCGACAGAAUUUUGGCAGAACCUUCUAUGAGAGAGGUGUACGUGAACCCAGCCACAGGGAAGGUGUGGGUCGAAGGCGAUACCAUCCACGAGCCAACGUUAGCGCGAACGCUCGACGUGAUCGCAGAGAAUGGGCCGGAGGAGAUUCACAACGGUACGCUCACAGCGGCGCUGGCGAGAGAUAUUCAGGCCUUUGGUGGCAUCGUUACAGAAGAAGACCUUCGGAACUACAAGGCAGAGUGGCAAGAGCCUAUCACCGUGCCGCUAUCAGGCGGGAGAACCCUCUACUCCACACCACUGCCAGGGUCGGGGUCCGUUCUGGCCUUCAUCCUGAACAUGCUGCGCGACUGGGUCGGCGCCGACUCCAGCGUGCCGACCGGCUCCAACUUGUACUGGCACCGCAUCGUCGAGACCUUCAAAUACGCGUACGCCAAGAGAACAGGACUCGGGGACUCUUCACGAUCGAAUCUCCCUUACAACAUCACUGAUCUGGAGCGGAACCUGUCAAGCCCCGAUUGGGCGCAAUCACAUCGGGCGCUGGUGGAUGAUGCGAAAACAUUUUCAGACUGGCGGCAUUACGGCGCCUUGUACGAAGGCGCAGAUGACCAUGGCACUGCGCACGUUAUCGUCGUAGCUCCCGAUGGCAGCGUCGUGUCUGCCACCAGCACCGUCAACUACAUUUGGGGUUCCCAACGCCGAUCUCAAAGCCUUGGCUUCAUACUGAACAAUGAGAUGGAUGACUUCGCGAUUCCGCACACGGACUCCGCUUACGGCAUGCCGCCGUCGCCAGCCAACAUGCUCGAGGCGGGUUUACAGCCACUAAGUUCCAUGGUGCCAAGCAUCGUACUAAAUGAUAAGGGAGUUGCCGAGUUGGUCGUCGGAGCUGCUGGUGGCACCAAGAUCACUACUCAAGUUGCUUUGACGGUGAUGCAUGCUAUCAUGGAGGGAGGAGAAUUACCCGAAGUGGUGAACAGACCACGGCUGCAUCAUCAGCUCAUGCCCAUGGAGAUAGAAUACGAAGCUGAUUUCAAUCCGGAAAUAAUCGCCUCUCUGCAAGCUAGGGGCCACGCGACGACGGAGCGCGGGCCUACCGCGGGUUUUGCGGCCAUGGUCGGCGCCGCACGUGACUCCAAAGGAUACCUUGUACCAGUCACUGACCGACGGCGAGUCGGCAGCAUCGAUGGCCUAUAAAACUUACAUACAUCAUCCUAUUAUAAUUUAUAAAUAAACAUCCAUCAAGUCAUUUUCAUUCGAUUAAGAAACGAACUCGCAAAGGGGUGAUUUUAAAUACCAGUUUUUUCGGCGUUACAAGAGCGUCGUUUCAUUUUUGUACAUAAUCAUGUUGGAUAUCAAAUUAAAUCUAGUUGUAAUAAAAUAGUACAAUUUAGAAUUACUUUACUUUUCACGUGUUAUUAGGCGCCUAUCUAAAUACGAUUUAUUGUGUGAUAUUUCUUAACUCCUAACUGUUGGGUUGAUUAUUUGGUGUAAAUAAAUAUUUUAAUUUUAAAGUAGAAUGUAUUUUAUUAAGUCACUGUGAUGUUGAAAGUAGCGUAGUAUUGUUUAUUAAAUAAAUGCUAAAUUACCGUC